GUGUGGUGUCUAUGUAAAUAUCUGCUGCUGGGACUGGAACACUCCCUGGUUCCCAGAGCAUUCCCGGUGAGGAGGAGCUGCCCAUGAGCUCUUUGGGGGAGGAGCUGCUAUGCUCUGCCAUAGAUUGAUCCCUGAUCAUUAAUAUUUAACUUGGCUACUCUGUGUUUAACGAAGGGGAUGAGAUAAUCCCUUGGAUGGUGAGGAUCCAGAACCUUGUCCAGAACUUCAGUGUUGGGAUCACAGAGCUGUUAAUGUUUUAAUUAAAAUUUUUAAUUUAAGGCAGAAAUGAAGUAUCCAGUGUGAAAUUGAAGUGAGAACCUGACAGCAGCAUUUUCAGAAAGAAUAUUUAUCUUCUUUUAUUCUGGCUGUGAAAAAGUCUCAGGAAGUGGGCAAAGGAUGGGACUCAAACAGCAGCAGUAACCACAGCAACGGGGCUGAGGCACCAUGGAGCAGUACACAGCCAACAGCAGCAGCUCCACGGAGCAGAUCGUGGUGCAGGCAGGGCAGAUCCAGCAGCAGCAGCAGGGAGGUGUCACAGCUGUCCAGCUGCAGACUGAGGCACAGGUGGCAUCGGCCUCAGGCCAGCAAGUCCAGACCCUCCAGGUAGUGCAGGGGCAGCCUCUGAUGGUGCAGGUGAGCGGGGGGCAGCUCAUCACCUCCACGGGCCAGCCCAUCAUGGUGCAGGCCGUGCCCGGGGGCCAGGGCCAGACCAUCAUGCAGGUGCCCGUGUCUGGCACGCAGGGGCUGCAGCAGAUUCAGUUGGUCCAGCCAGGUCAGAUUCAGAUUCAAGGUGGGCAGGCUGUGCAGGUACAGGGGCAGCAGGGCCAGACCCAGCAGAUCAUUAUACAGCAGCCCCAGACUGCAGUUACUGCUGGCCAGACACAGACCCAGCAGCAGAUUGCAGUGCAAGGCCAGCAGGUUGCCCAGGCUGCUGAGGGCCAGACCAUCGUGUACCAGCCCGUGAAUGCUGAUGGCACCAUCCUGCAGCAAGUUACAGUCCCUGUUACAGGCAUGAUCACCAUCCCUGCAGCCAGCCUGGCUGGAGCCCAGAUUGUGCAAACAGGAGCCAACACCAACACCACCAGCAGUGGCCAAGGGACGGUCACAGUGACACUGCCAGUGGCUGGGAACGUGGUCAAUUCAGGGGGAAUGGUCAUGAUGGUGCCUGGAGCUGGCUCAGUCCCAGCCAUCCAGAGGAUCCCUCUGCCUGGAGCAGAGAUGCUGGAAGAGGAGCCCCUCUACGUCAAUGCCAAGCAGUACCACCGCAUCCUGAAGAGGAGGCAGGCCCGGGCCAAGCUGGAAGCAGAGGGGAAAAUCCCCAAAGAGAGAAGGAAAUACCUGCACGAGUCCCGGCACCGGCACGCCAUGGCCCGGAAACGGGGAGAGGGGGGUCGCUUCUUCUCCCCCAAGGAAAAGGACAGCCCUCACAUGCAGGAUCCAACUCAGAGCAACGAAGAAGCAAUGACACAGAUGAUCAGGGUCUCCUAACCCCUGCUUCCAGGGAAAAACACCUGAAGGGAAUUCCCAUCCCUCCUGCCAGCCUGUCCUGCCUGCCCAGAGUGUCCAGUGAACCCUGGAGUGGGACAAUCUCCAUGUCACAGCCUGUCCUUUUCCAGAGAGCAAGCACCACGUGUUGAGGACGUGCUUGAGGUUUCAACUCUUCCAACAGAACCUUUCAGACUUCUUGGUGCCCUCUCCUGAUCCAGCACAGGGAAUUCGGAGUCCAAGUGCUCAUCUCUGGUUUUCCUUCAUUUCCCCACCUCAGUCCCUGUGCCUGGUGCAGCUCAGCCCUGCCCAGGGACAGAUUCCAGCUCCUCCAGCCAGCCCUGAGGGGCUGCACCACAGGGCUGGCUCUGAGAUUUGUUACUCCAUCCACUCCUCACCCCUUUGGGCUUGGUUUUCCCUGAGCUGGGUCCUGCACUUCUGACCCUGGCAGAAACUGAAGGGGAUUCUUUUCAAUUCCACCUUGUAAAUGUGUAAAGAAGCUCUGGGAAAGGUUCAGCCAUCCAAUCAAUGCUAGAAAUAGUCCAGAUUGCUGCAGGGCUUGAUGUGUUGUGUGUCUGUUGCAAGUGGGGUGGGAGAGGGAGAUGUGGGGGGGAUUGGGGCAGUAAAUCAGUCUCUGGCUGGGUCUGGAUGUUCAUUGCCAGUACUUGUUGCUUUGGAAGAAAACUGGAUGUGGGUAUAGAAAGGAUUGAAACUUCUCAGUGACUCUCUUCCAAAGGAUUUUUUUUUUUUUUUGUCAUUUUUUUUCUCACCUGUCUGUGUUGUCCAUGGUUCCUCCCCCAGUGUCACAGUGGUGGCACUUGGCCAUGGCUGGGAUGGAGUUUCUGGUGCCUCAAUCAUUUCUGCAGUUCCAGAGUGAGGGAUGAUUCAGGACAGCAGCAGCUGGGGCAGCUCAGCCUGAGGAACCUGAAGGACUCAGCAGAUACUGAUGAACCUUUCAUGCUUUUUAUAAAUUAAGCUCUUAAAAACAAAACAGAAGUGGCACUUAGCAAAGGAGCAAUACUUACAUUAUUGAAAAAUAGGAUUUUCCCAUGACCUACAGCUGGUUUUGGGCUGAGCAUCUCCACAGAACAGAGUUUUAAUUUAGAUUCUAAGCCUGCUCUGUUAUAAUUUGAAUUUUGGUGGUGGGAGCAGUAAUUAAAAGCAUUUAACAGGUGAUUUCUUCUCACCUUGAUGAGUUACACAGCUGCUCUGGGGAUCAGCUGCCUGCUGGAGCCCCAGAAUUUGCAGGUUUUGUGUCCUGCAGUUCAAACUGGAUGACAGCAGUGAAGUUUGGGGUUGGGAAUGUGCUGGGUGAGUGAACCUGGCCAGGUGAGGAGUGAGCAGUUAGUGAGGAAAUGCUGCCAGGGCUGGGUGAGACUGGGUUCAAGUGACAAGGAAAUGCAGCUUGGAAAUGACAUUUCCUCCCUCCCAUCUUCUCCCAUUCACUGGAAGCUCAUGGCUGAAGACAAAGUGGAGGACAAAUCAAGAGGAUACGAAAGGACAGAGCCUGGAAAAUGCUGUUUGCUUUGGAUGAAAUAAAAAUACUAAACCUGAGAGGGAGGAGGAGGAGUGUUGGAUCCUUGUGAGCAGGCAAUCCUGGAGGAAGAGGAGCCUGUUCAGGAGGAGCUGCAGAGGGUUUGGAAUUGGCAGCUGGAUCUCCAGAUCCAGCUGAGCUCCUUGGUGAAUCCUGGUUCCUGUCCCUCCCCACAGCUGGGAAGGACACUCAGGGACACCUGCAGCUGCAGGAGGAGCUGGCCUGGCUCCUGGCAGGCAAAUAAAUCUUCUUUCUUUCAGUUUUUGUCCCAGGUUAGAUGACUGAUCUGACACUCUGCUCCCAACUCUUACUGAGGAUUUAUUUCUGAUCAUCUCAAGGGCAUUUCUAACGUGGAUGGCAUCCUCAGGGCCUCUGCUUGCCUCUGCCUUAAAUCCUGGUCCAGUUCCAGCACUGCUUUUCCUCAGCUGGAAACUCACACAGCAUUUCCUGGCUCUCCCCAUUUCAGGAAUGUGCAGCUCCUGAAGGGAUUUUGGUUGAAUUUGCAGCAUUACUGUAAAUAUUUUUUUGUUGGAAUAUUUGCGUGCUGGAGUGAGAUCCUCUCUCUGAUGUUUUUUGCUCUUCAGUUGAUGCUAAAUCUGUCCUGGAACUCCUUUUUGAGAGCUGGAAAUUCGGGAAGCAAGAUUAUUGCUCUGACAUAGAUUUUGUUUCAUUUUUUAAAUAAGUAAUUUACUUUUCUUUAAAAACUUGUAAACUUUUUCCCCAAUAUCCCUUCAUAUCUAGGUUCUCUGAUCUGUUGUAGGUUAUGUGUGAAGAAACAUGGAUUUGUGUUCUAGGAAGUCUUAUUGUUAAUAUUUUAAAUAGUGAUGUGGAAGGCCAAGUGCUCCUAUCAUAUUUUUUUUUAAUUUGUUUUGUGUUCUGUGUAUCACUGCUGAAAGUUGUGUUUAUUUGGUGAGCUUGGAGCCAGCAGUCAACACCAAAAAUACCUGCUUUCUUUUCCAGGCAAAUCUGUGAAAAUUGGAGACAUGUCCACUUCAAACCUCCCUAAGAAAUUAAAUUAAAAUUCUUUGUAGGUUGGCUGCACUUGAGCAAAACCUUCACUUUAGGAGUGAGGAUGAAAGAAGAGGUUUGGGGAGAAAAGUGUUUGAUUGACCCAGAGCAGCAAAGCAUCAAACCCAUCCAAACCCAGAUUUAUAGAGUGUAAAGAUCAGGAUUUGGAAGAUAAAUGGUCCUCAAGUGAUGCUAAAUGGCUUUAAGGCCCUGCAUGUUCAAAAGAAGGGAAAAAUAAUAAAACUUUUCUUUGUGAAGGGGCGUGGGAGGGUCCUGAGCUAAACGGAAUGUCAGGCAAAGUUUGUACAUAGUUCAAAGUUUUUAAUUUUUUUUAUAUGAUGCAUUUUUUCAAGUGUAUUUUGGUCUUUAAUAGAUGCAAUUGUAAGUACUGUGUACACUCUCCAGCUAAUAAAAUUUAUAAACUGAGAA
Messenger RNA from Serinus canaria (Common canary), 4456 nucleotides. RefSeq names its product nuclear transcription factor Y subunit alpha (gene NFYA). The transcript is spliced from 10 exons. Gene Ontology annotation, biological process: regulation of transcription by RNA polymerase II. Gene Ontology annotation, molecular function: RNA polymerase II cis-regulatory region sequence-specific DNA binding; DNA-binding transcription factor activity, RNA polymerase II-specific. The record is from RefSeq and is a predicted model, not a curated record. Lineage: Eukaryota; Metazoa; Chordata; Aves; Passeriformes; Fringillidae. Bases 445 to 1488 code for a protein of 347 amino acids. Gene Ontology annotation, cellular component: CCAAT-binding factor complex.